Messenger RNA from Leptidea sinapis, 1542 nucleotides. RefSeq lists its product as uncharacterized. Bases 45 to 1355 code for a protein of 436 amino acids. The record is from RefSeq and is a predicted model, not a curated record. Lineage: Eukaryota; Metazoa; Arthropoda; Insecta; Lepidoptera; Pieridae. The transcript has 4 exons.
GAAGCGUAUCGGACUUCUUACGUUGGCGCGCGCGCUUUAUUGAAAUGCUCGCACAAAGUCGUAAUACAGUAUUCGAAGAUGAUUUUAAUAAACCCGUUGAAUCUAUAAUGCGUUGCGAAGAUUUCAAAAGUAAUUUCGCAAGGAAACUAUCAAAUAGAUUUAUUUCUCGAUUACCGGCUUUAAAUUCAAAAUCGAAUUGUGCUCUAAAAUUGUGCCCAUCGGAAAAUCAAGUUGUUGAAAAUGUUCCAGACAGAGUUGAGCAGUGUACUCAACUCUCUGAGAACAGCGGUUUGUUGGAAAAUGGAGAAAUAGUAAAGCCACCUGACAAAGCUAUGAAGAAGGGGAAUGAUAUACAAGUCACCGAAGUUAACGCUUUACAUCUAGAGGUGGAAACACUUAGGUGGCAAUUGGCACAGACUGAAGCUAACCGACAAAUGCAUAUUGCUUUAAUUAAACAACUAGUUACAUUUUUGAGCAGAGUUCAAGAGCACAUAUCAUGUCAAAACAAUGAGCCAAUUGUAAAAUCAAGGGCUAUUUCGAAGAUGACAUCGAGAGUUUUGAAUUUAACAGACAUGCCACGUUCAAGGUCUGUACUUCAUGUUAACAAUGGUCCGGAGUACUCGAGCCCUACUAAGAAAAUUAAUACGAGAAAAUUCAGCAAAUCAAUUAGCAACGUGAACGGAUUCAAUGAUUGCAACAACAUUUGGAAUCAUUCCCAUUUGACAUUAGUACCUGAAAAUGAAACUGCCACUAAAUUAAGUGAAGAAAUGACUCGAUUGAUCACUCUUGCCAAUACAGUUCUUAGCACGAAUAUACCAAAUCUAGCGUGUGCUUAUUCUGACAAUGGGAAUGAAAGAUCUUUAACAAACGAAGAAGAAGAAAGCAAGCAGAACAUGUCUGUAGAGUUAUUAAAAACCGGAGAGAGUAUUGACUCAAAUGUUUGUGAGACAGGUUACAAAAUCACAAUUUCAGUUGAACCCGAAAAAGAUCUGAUGGAUUUAUUCAAAGUAUCAGACAUAUCAAUUAAUUCAGAUCAUACAAACGAUUUUAAUAAAAAGACUGAAACCGAGGAUUAUCCAAAUCAACCAGACGUAAGAACAGAUAAAAUAUCUAUAAAUACAAAGAGCGAUUUUAUAUCACUAUCGAAUUAUAUCGAAGACGAAAGCGGCUUUUCAUCAAUGAAUUCAUUCCAAGAGAUUGGUAUACCCAUCAUAAGUAUAAUCCCACCAUCUCCUUCCAAAGAAAUUUCUUAUUUAGACAGAAUACCGAAUAUUUAUAAUGAGAAAGAAGAAGAAAAAUGGAAAUCAGAUUCAGUUGAGUACGAUAAGCAGAACGUUAAAGUGUUUUGGGUUUAAAUUUAAUUUAAUUUUUAAACUGAAUAAGGAUGAUGACAAAGUUAAUCUAAUUGCUUCAUUGGUAUAAUUAACAUUGUACUACGUAGAAUGGAUUACUAUAAUUUUACACAUCCGAAGCAUAGUUUUCAGGUUUUCAGAUUAGUUGAUUAAGAGUUCUUAUAUUUAUAAUAAAUGCUACUUUUUAAAA